ACAGGCACCCAGUUGGGGAGAGACCGAGAGGCUGGUUGGAGGAGUUGGGGUGGAUGUCGGGGGAGGCUCAGGGAGGAGGGACAGAGCUGGCGGUGGACCAGGAACAGGGAGCGAGAGAAGCGGACGACUCGAGCAAGCACUCACCAGACGGUGGGACUCAUGGACCCGUAGGCAGACAUAACCUCAUCUUCGCUGGUCCUGGAACCGUUGGACUGUCCCCCAAGACAGGGUCAUUUGUUACAAAGAAAAUUUAAAUUUUAAUGUAGUAAUGGUCCCAGCUCUGUCCCGGAGCGAGGAGGUUGUGUCGUUGGCUGAUUCCGGGAGGUUCCAGACAGGAUGAACAAGGUUGUUUGCAACAACUGUCUGGGGAAGAAGGUCCUUGUUAAGUGUAAUAUUGAUGACACCAUCAGGAACCUUAAGAAGCUGAUUAUAGCCCACACUGGCGCCUGUUGGAACAAGAUCAUAUUGAAGACGUGGUACAGGAUUUUUAAGGACCACAUGUCUCUGGGGGACGAUCCAUGAUGGGAUAAACCUGGAGAUUUAUUACCAAUAGAGUGGAAUUCCUUCCCCCUGCCCUCCUGUGGCCUCCCCUCUUCUCCCACCCUCACCCCCCAUACUAGUAUAGAUGCUUGUUUUUAAAAACUCCUGUUA
Messenger RNA from Vicugna pacos (alpaca), 651 nucleotides. NCBI's taxonomy places the organism in Eukaryota, Metazoa, Chordata, Mammalia, Artiodactyla, Camelidae. The record is from RefSeq and is a predicted model, not a curated record.